GAGAAAAUCAGUGUAUGUAAUGCACCGAGAGUAGUAUAUUGUAAUUGUAUAUAUGUAUAUUUAUACAUAUGUGUAUUUUAAAAUGAUUUUAUUGUAAAAAUAAUAAAUCAGUGGAGUUUUUAUAAAUUUACAAAAUUGAUUAUUUUAAUGGUUUAUUUUUAUAAUAUUUUGGUUUUUUUGUGCAAUAUUUAUGUUGAAAAGUAUAAUAAUAAUAAUGAUAUUGUAAACACUGUUAUUUAUUUUAUAUUACCAUUAUUUUUUGGGUUAUUAAUUGUUUAUGUGUUGUGAAUAAUUAUGAAAAUGGCUCAAGAAAUAAUAGAUAUUAAUCUAACUCACCAAGAAUUACAAAUUCUAUCAGAGUUAGACAGCCGGCAGUUUGGGCUUUUGAAAUUAAACCUACCGGAGCAUGCUAAGAAAAAAGCACUAGUUGUUAAAGCUAUCAAAUAUCUGGAGAAAAUGCUGAUACAGGCCCAAGCUGAGAAAACUAAAAAACGCAGGAGAAAAUUAGACAGCCUCGAAGAUGAUAAUUUUCAAGAUAAAUUUGAGGAUGAGGAUAAAGGGAUCAGUAUAGAUCCCAAAACUUAUUGUAAGUUGGGGCACUUUCAUUUGCUGCUGGAAGAUUACAGCAAAGCGAUGUCGGCGUAUCAGAAGUUUUUUAAUUUAAAAGUUGAUUAUUGGAAGGACGCGUGUUUUCUUUUUGGCCAAGGACUUUGUUAUUAUCAUUUUAAUGCCUAUCAAUGGGCUGUGAAGUCGCUGCAAAAGGUUUUAUGGGUGGAUCCAAGUUUUCCGCGUGCCUGUGAAGUUCAUGUACGGCUCGGUCUUUCGCACAAGGUCCUCUCUGAUUUUGAUGCUUCACUCAAACACCUGACACUUGCACUUAUUGAUGCUAGUACACCAGCAUCAUACACCAAACUUGAAAUCAGAUUCCAUAUUGCCCACUUGUACGAAGUACAAAGUAAAUAUCGGCUGGCCAAGGAGCAUUACGAAAUUUUGCUUAAAGAAAGGGCUCUAUCACUUAAUCUAAGAUCGGAUAUUUGUCGGCAAUUAGGAUGGAUGUACCAUGUGGUUGACAGUUCUAUCCUCGGUGUGCCCAAGCAGCAUAAGCAUGUGUUUGCAAUCCAGCUUCUACAGAGAUCAAUUGAGGCAGAGCCCAAAAGUGGACAGAGCCUUUAUCUGCUGGGUCGCUGUCUAGCAGCUGCUAACAAAAUUCACGAAGCCUUCGUUGCCUACAGAAAUUCUGUCGAGAAAACUGAAGGUAAUGCAGACACCUGGUGCAGCAUAGGUGUACUCUAUCAGCAGCAAAACCAGCCUAUGGAUGCACUCCAAGCUUACAUAUGUGCAGUACAAUUAGACAAAACGCACUCAGCAGCUUGGACUAAUCUUGGAAUUUUAUAUGAGUCUGUUAGUCAACCAAAAGACGCGCUAGCUUGCUAUCUUAACGCUUCGAGAAGUAAUAGUAAUUUAUCAAGUCCUUCGACGGCAUUAGUCGGGCUGGGCGGUGUUAAAUCCGGAGGAAACGUUCCUAUGAAUCCAUCUUUACAUCAACGUAUAAAUUUUCUCCAGAGUCAUCUCAGUCAAGCUCCGAUGCCAUCAGUUGCAGCCAAAAGACGAGCAUUGCCGUCAAUUGAAGAAGCAUGGAAUUUACCAAUAAGCGCCGAGAUGUCUAGUAGACAACAGCAGCAGCCUGCGAGCCAGGCAGGUUAUAAAUACAGUGCGACAACACCUACAGGACCCCCGCCCCCUUAUCCUCAAGGUCAAGGACCAAACAUUGUCACUACAAAAAGAUUUAAAGCCGGCGAUGAGCCAAUAGCCGUUCCGCCUCAACAGCAGCAGCAACAACAGCAGCAGCAGCAACAACAACAGCCGCAGCAGCAACAACAGCGACCUCCCCCAUUUUACCUGACAACCCAACAGCUUCAAAUGCUGCAAUUCUUCCAACAGAAUCAGGGAAAUCUUACCCAACAGCAGCAGGGAGUAUUGCAGCAACUGCAAGUGCAGUACCGACUUAUGCAGCAGCACCAGCAGCAAAUUAGAUCACAGCAGCAGCAAGCCGCUCAGAGGGGAUUAAGACCCGGGCAACCCGGAUAUCCGACAGGUUAUACAAAUAUCAGAGAAGGACAACAGCCCCAGCAGCAGCAACCACAGCCAGGUGUCAUUAAGAACUAUGGAAUGUCACAACAGCAACCACAGGGUGGAACUGUCGCUCUGCAAACCGGAUUUUCGGAUUCAAAUGUUACCUACAAUACCGCCGCUACCGGGAAUACCCAACAGAGUCCCGGUAUGCCGUACAAAUCAGCAGCUGACUCGAGUUAUUCACAGCGUAAUCCUGGUCAGUACAAUCACUACCAGUCUAAUCAAUACGGGACUCAAGGUUACACUCAGAUAACUUCAACAACGGGAAAUAAUUAUCCGGAAAGUAGUUCUGCGGGUGGUAAUAAAGACAUGAAUGUUAUUGAUCAAGAGCUACAUGCUUUGUUAUCACAAAAAGAUCUUGCGACAACCCUGGCUGAAGACCUGCUCAAGCACUUUGGCUCCGAGGAUUUAGAUGUCAAGGAUGACAGCCCGUCCAUUAUGAACAAUGGGACUCUGAGCUCGGGCCCGUUCUCGCCCUCGAAUUUGGAGACCAAUGAAAGAAUAAAGGAAGUUAAGGUCGAGAAGGUGGACACUGACUGUGAAAUAAAUUCGGUUGCUGAAAGUGUUAAGUGUGAGGCAACAUCUAGUACCAAUAAUAGUAAUAAUAAUAAUAAUAGUAAUAGUAAUAAUAUUAAUGUUAAUAAUAGAAUUGACUCACUUCGUAGCAACAGUAGUAAUAGUAGCAAUAGUGAGCCAGUUUUGAAACUCGAGAGUCUGAGAGAAUCCCCGGUCGAUCCGGAAUUCUCAAUAGAAAUGGACGCGAAGAGUAUUAUCGAAGCUUGCAAGGGUCAGGGUUUGAAGGGCGUGCCAAAUUGCUCAAUACUGUCAGAUCGUUCGCCACCACCGUCACCACCAGAUCCUCCGGCUCAGAGACUCACCAGAGAACAGCUUUUGCCACCAACUCCAAGUGUAUAUUUAGAAAAUAAAAAGGAUGCGUUUAGUCCCCAGCUCCAGGAGUUUUGUCUUAAGCAUCCGAUUGCUGUGAUUCGUGGCUUGGCGGCUGCACUUAAGCUUGAUCUCGGUCUCUUUUCGACAAAGACAUUAGUCGAGGCGAAUCCCGACCACGGAAUCGAAGUGAGGACUCAGAUGCAGCAGACUAGUGAUGAAAAUUGGGACCCCAUUAUGUCGCGCAAAGUCUGGGGCUGCAUAAGCCACCGCAGUCAUACGACAAUAGCCAAGUACGCGCAGUAUCAAGCUUCUAGUUUCCAGGAAAGUCUCAAGGAAGAGCGCGAAAAGUCACAGGGUAUACAUACUGCUAAUUUGUCAGACUCGGAUUCGAAAGACAGCACUGGAGUAGUUAAAAAAAAAAAGAACGCCUAUGGAUUGGCUGGACGACCGGGUUCCAAGAUGCUAAGGUUCGGUACCAACGUUGAUUUGUCGGACGAGAGGAAGUGGAAGACGCAGCUGCAGGAGCUGAUGAAAUUGCCGGCAUUCGCUAGAGUCGUUUCUGCUGGGAACAUGCUCAGUCAUGUUGGACACGUGAUUCUUGGUAUGAAUACGGUCCAGCUGUACAUGAAAGUUCCUGGCAGCCGGACACCCGGUCAUCAAGAGAACAAUAAUUUUUGUUCGAUAAAUAUAAACAUUGGACCGGGUGACUGCGAGUGGUUUGCAGUUCCUGACGCUUACUGGGGUGUUAUUCACAAUCUCUGCGAGCGUAACAACAUAAAUUAUCUCCAUGGCAGCUGGUGGCCGUCGCUCGAAGACUUGUACGAUGAAAAUAUACCAGUAUACAGAUUUUUACAACGACCUGGUGACUUGGUGUGGGUCAACGCGGGAUGUGUACACUGGGUACAGGCUGUCGGCUGGUGUAACAACAUCGCCUGGAACGUGGGACCACUGACUGCACGACAGUAUCAACUGGCUAUCGAACGCUAUGAAUGGAACAAACUCCAGUCAUUCAAGUCUAUUGUUCCCAUGGUACAUUUGUCGUGGAAUUUAGCAAGAAAUAUUAAAGUAUCUGAUCCACGUUUGUUUGAACUUAUUAAAAAUUGUUUGCUACGAACAAUGAGACACUGUUGUAUUAUAUUAGAAUUCGUUAAGAACAAAGGCGUUGAAGUGAGAUUUCAUGGCAGGGGAAAGAACGAAGCCUCUCAUUAUUGCGGCCAGUGUGAGAUUGAAGUCUUUAAUAUUUUAUUUAUAAGAGAACAAGAAAAACGUCACGUAGUCCAUUGUAUGGAUUGCGCCCGCAAACAAUCCCCGUCACUUGAAGGAUUCGUGUGCCUCGAGGAGUACAGAAUGCGUGAUCUGAUGGACGUGUACAAUGGAUUUACACUUCACACGACUUCAAUCUCAUCCGCAAUCGUCGCGCCACAGCCGACCCAGACUUCUUGAGGAUUCUUCGCCGAGCACAGAUAUUUCGAUUACUUCUAACCACUACAGUAGGCAAGCUACUUUACGACUUAAAUGUCUGUCUGUCUGGCCAAAAUUUUCGAGAUAUAUAUAUUUAUAUAUAUACAUAAAUAUUACAGUAAUAAGUAAGUCAACAAAAGUAAUAAGCCUCGUCCACGUACCUGAGAGUUACUUUGUGAAAAAGAAAGAAAGAUAGAACUCGUAUGGUGAGAGAGCGUGGAACCUUACGUGUAGUUGCUUUAUUUUAUUUUAUUUUAUUUUACUAUAAAUACAAGUUAGUUAGAACUAUUUGUACAAAUAAUUAGCCUAAUUAUCCGUUAAAUAAGUACCAAGCAUCAAUUUAUAUAAAAAAGAAUCGCCUUUAAACAAUAUUAAUAUUAAUAUUAUUAUUAUUACUAUUGAUAAUAUUAUUUUUAAAUAUUAAAAUUUAAUCGGCGUGUUCUUAUUGAUAUCAGUUUUAUAAAAUAAAUUAUAAAGACCCGCAUACAGCAGUAAACACAAAGAAAUUUAUCGUUAGUGUAAAAGUGAUGAACGCUUUGCCACGUUAAUUAUUUCUUAUUAUUAAUUAUAUCGACCGAUUUUAUUUAAAUUACGAUUAAUACAAUUACGACUACGACUAUGACUGUGACUACACUGCCAAUUAUUAUAUUUAAUCAUUUUUUUAAAUAGUAAAUUGCGCGGCAAGGGAUGAAGUAAGACGAUUUCAGACGAGAGUCAAAUUGACAUCUCAAGUAUGAAGUCGAGUUUUAUUCCGUGCCACGGAAUAUAAUUCUCAUAUUUCCUGCAUUGAUACUGAGAGUUUUAUUGUCUGGAGUCAGUCGUAGUAGAUUGAUUUUUUUAAAAAAGCGCGGCAAAAAAUUCUGUUUUUUAAAUUUGAAAUUUUUUAAUAAUUUGACGAGCAAAAUAACGAAUUUUUAUAAAUUUUUUUUAUUGGAACUGUUUUUUUAAAUUUUUAAACACAAUUGUCAUCUAAUGGCGCAAUUGGGUGACAUCCAUAAGAUGGCAAUUGAGGCUGAUUUUUGAUUAUGAAUUAGGCACCAAAAUGUUGAUAAAUUACUCCGAAAUUUCAUCAGAAAAAAUAUCUGGCAAAAAUUUAAUUACAAAUAAUUAAUGUCAUCUGAAUGACGUCAAUUGAUAUAACGUUUGAAUGCGGGUAAAAAAUACAAAUUUUCUAUUUAUAAAAAUUUGGCUUUGAGACAAAAUAAAUUUUGUCUUGUCUUUUGUAAAAUUUUUUUUGACAUCUCAAAGUUGUCUCUGCUACAAUAAACAAAUGCGAUUUUUUAGGAUUAAAAAAAUCAGUAAUUAAUUUCGUGGGUAGAACUUAAUCAGUUCGACUGACAAAACAUUUAAAUUCGCAACUUCAAUGCAGUUGAUAUGAAUUUUCUUUUUAUUAUCAAUGAUCGAGGACCUUUUUAAAAAAAAACCGCAAUACUACAUGCAAAUCUGCUCAAGGAGAAGCUCGAGGGAGUUUUUUUAACGGGUGACAAAAAAAUGAUAACAAUUUUUAUAAUAAAUAAAUAAGUAACAAUUAAAUUUUUUUUUGCCUAAAUCUCUUGACUCUUUUUAUAUAAAAAAACUAAACUGUAAAUUUUCCUAUAGGACAAUUUUAAUUAAAUAAAUUGAUACAUAUUUUCUUAGGACGCGUCUCUCGCGAAACUUGAUAUUUUAUAAAAUAAAUAAUAAUAAUAAAAUAACGGUACUUUAGUAUCUCGAUUAAUAAAUUAAUUAAAUUAACGAAUGAAAAUAAAUGAAUUUAAAAGUUGAUAAAAAGAUAAAUGCGCGCAACUGAUAAAAUGUGUAUGUAAUUUUUAAAAUCAGUGGAAUAUAGUUUUAUUUAAAUUUUUAUUUAAGAUAAUUAUUAAUGAGUAAUAAUAAUAAUUAAAAAAAAAAUAUCACGGGAUUUUAAUAUGAAAUGUUGCACGCAAUAAUGAUCUCAGUUCAAUAAAAAAUAAAUCGGCAGCAACUUUCAAAUUUAUUCUGCCAAUUAUUUAUAAAUGGAUUGUAAAAAAUAAAUAAUAAUAAUAAUAAUAAUAAUAAUAAUAAUAACAAUAAUUAUGAUAAAUUUUAUAAUUUGUUUAGUUGUAUUGUAUUGUAUUUAAUUGAUCAAUUAUGAAAAAUAAUAAUUUAGGAUUUAAAAAUAACGCGCGUGCGUU
Molecule: messenger RNA, 6635 nt
Organism: Microplitis demolitor
Lineage: Eukaryota; Metazoa; Arthropoda; Insecta; Hymenoptera; Braconidae
Gene: Utx
Product: histone demethylase UTY
Exons: 10
Coding region: 295-4464 (1389 amino acids)
Biological process (GO): regulation of gene expression
Cellular component (GO): MLL3/4 complex
Molecular function (GO): protein binding; RNA polymerase II cis-regulatory region sequence-specific DNA binding; histone H3K27me2/H3K27me3 demethylase activity
Source: RefSeq, a predicted model, not a curated record